CUGGGCGGGGGCCGCCUCCUUUAUUUGUUGUUAGUGCCCCGAACAGUGGUGUCGUGCUUCCAGAGGAUAUAGUUCACACAAACACAUCAUGCGCAUACUACUGAUAUGUAUGCUGUGCGCAGUGACAGCGUACGCGCAGUACUUCGACGGCCCCGCGCCGCCGAGACUGCAGAUCCCGGGGGCCGUGCCGCUCGGGCAGGUGCGCGCCGGCGGGUUCCGGCAGGGGCGCCUCCAGCCCGGCCCCGUCCCGGGCGGCGCGCCCCGCCUCCGCCGCCCCGGCCAGGGCAGACCCUCCUUCAAGUCUGUGGACGCCGCGCCGCGCCCAAACCUCCAGUCGCUGGACGAACCCGCCAAACCAGUCACUGAGGAGCCGGAGGACGACAUCGAAAUAAACACUCCCACAGGUUUCUCCCCGAACCUGUUCUCGACCCCGGAGCCCCAGAACGACUUCUACGACAUCACGACCACUUCCCAGCCGAAGCCGCCGAUAGCUUACAACCCGCCGUCGUACCAGUCGCCUUCGUACCAGUCCACUCCGCCCGCUUACAAACCGGAGCCGAUCCGCCCCACGCAGUACCGGCCGCUGAUCCAGCCACAGUUCGCGCCGGUGCGCAACGAGCCCGCCAAGCCGCAGCGCCUGCAACCGCUGUCGUCGCGCCCGCAGCGGCCCUCGCUCCGCCCGGAGCCGCGCCCGCUGCUGGAGGACGAGGAGCCGGUGCGCCAGUACUCGCGCCCGCAGGAAGCCAAGCCGCCCAAGAACCUCGCGCCGCAGCGGUACAUCCCCACCAGCAACAAGGAGAAGAAGCCGGUCGCGCAGAUCCUGCGCAAGUACCGCGAGGAGAACGAAGACGGCAGCAUCACGUGGGGCUUCGAGAACGACGACGGAUCGUUCAAGGAGGAGACAAUCGGCAACAACUGCGUCACUCGGGGGAAGUACGGGUACGUCGACCCCGAUGGCUUGAAGCGGGAGUACAACUAUGAGACUGGUAUUCCUUGUGACAAGACCAAGCAAGACCAGGAGGAGAAAGGUUACGUCGACUACCAGGAGAACAAGGCUGUCCUUCCCAACGGAAUCAAAAUUGAUCUAGCUAACAUGGGUAAAAAAUCUAAGCGGCCCUUCAGAUCGGCCAUUAGUAACUAGGUAUUGAAGGACUAAGUAUUUAUUUUAGGAAACUAAUGAUAAGGACGUUAUUGUUACUGUGUGUUUGUGUAAACCAUAAAUGCAUGAUGUGUGGGUGAAAGAUACAUGAUGGAUGAUGAUGUAAUGUUCAUAGUGGUAGUAGCUGUGUUAUAAAACAAAUAUAACAUAUGCCUACCAACAUAAAUGUAUGAACUAUAAGAAUCCUGUACGGGCGUAGUAAAACACAUGCUAGUGUGCCUAUUAUUUACAUGCUGUGUAAAAAUUAAUGUGAGAUUUUACUGCCUUGAAUCAUCACCAAAUAAAAAAACAAAAAAUACUGAUCUCUUUAUCCUUAUCCAACCUCCAUACGCCACCGGUACUUAUUAAUCAAAUAAAAUAGUACCUACAU
This is a messenger RNA of Plutella xylostella (diamondback moth), 1529 nucleotides long. RefSeq lists its product as uncharacterized. The record is from RefSeq and is a predicted model, not a curated record. Gene Ontology annotation, cellular component: chitin-based extracellular matrix. Gene Ontology annotation, molecular function: structural constituent of chitin-based larval cuticle. NCBI's taxonomy places the organism in Eukaryota, Metazoa, Arthropoda, Insecta, Lepidoptera, Plutellidae.